CCGCGGCAUUUUACGACGGUGGUGGUGACAGGUCCUGGGAACAUCCGGCUUCCUGGGUGCAACAGGACGAACGCCGACGCGAUGUUCGGUGCUGAGGACGAGGACUACACAGACUUCCUCUCGCCUAGCGGCGGUGCCAGAUUGGCCUCUCUUUUUGGAUUGGAUGAUGCAACUUCUGGCCAAGGAAAUGAAUUCUUUCAGUACACAGCCCCAAAGCAGCCUAAGAAAGGCCAAGGAACAGCAGCAACAGGAAAUCAGACACCACCAAAACCAGCCCCGGCUCCCACAGGCACUGCUGCAGUCCUGGUUGCAACAGCAGUUCAUGCUUACCGGUACAUAAAUGGUCAGUACCUAAAGCAGGGAAAAUUUGGUGCUGCAGUUCUGGGUAACCACACAGCCAGAGAUUAUAGGAUUCUCCUUUAUAUCAGUCAGCAACAGCCAGUUACUGUUGCAAGGAUUCAUCUGAACUUUGAGCUGGUGGUUCGGCCCAAUAACUAUAGCACCUUUUAUGAUGACCAGAGACAAAACUGGUCCAUCAUGUUUGAGUCUGAAAAGGCUGCUGUGGAGUUCAAUAAGCAGGUGUGUAUUGCCAAGUGCAACAGCACCCCUUCCUUUGAUGCAGUAGUCUCUCAGGACCUCGUUGUGACAGAGGGUCCUGCUGUGGAAAAUGGAGAUUCCUUAGAAGUGGCGUAUACAGGGUGGCUCUUUCAGAAUCAUGUUCUGGGUCAGGUUUUUGACUCCACUGCAAACAAAGAUAAGCUGCUUCGCCUGAAAUUAGGAUCAGGAAAAGUCAUCAAGGGCUGGGAGGAUGGAAUGCUGGGCAUGAAGAAGGGAGGAAAACGGUUGCUAAUUGUCCCUCCAGCCUGUGCCACUGGCUCUGAAGGGGUAAUAGGCUGGACUCAAUCAGCAGACUCAAUCCUGGUGUUCGAGGUGGAGGUUAGACGGGUGAAGUUUGCUCGAGAUUCUGGUGCUGAUGGACACAGUGUCAGUUCCCGGGGUUCGGUAGCUCCCUCUCCCAUUCCUGGUGCUGACAGCCUCUCUGCUGAUCCUGUUAUGUCGUCACCUACAUCAGUGCCUUCUAAAUCAGGGGAGCCUGUUCUUCGUAGCAAAUCCAACUCUCUCAAUGAACAGCUUACAGUAAAUACAAAUCCUGAUACAGUCAAGGCCAAGCUGAUCUCCCGGAUGGCUAAAAUGGGCCAGCCCAUGCUGCCUAUCCUUCCACCACAGCUGGAGUCCAAUGACUCAGAAGUUGAAGAAAUUACUGCUUUGCGAGGAGCUGAGCAGCCCCUGGUGACACCUUCCAGCCAGCCUCCUCUUCAGCCAGUUCAUCCAGUGUUACCACAGAUGGCUUCACAGGCAGCUCAGCCUUCUGUUUCUGGGCUCCAAGCACCCUCUCCUGCCUUAAUGCAAGUUACAUCUCUCGAUUCCCACUCAGCUGUAUCUGGAAAUGCCCAGUCCUUUCAGCCCUAUGCAGGUAUACAAGCCUAUGCCUAUCCCCAGGCAUCUGCGGUCACCUCGCAACUGCAGCCUGUUCGGCCCUUGUAUCCAGUACCACUAUCCCAGGCUCCCCAUUUUCAAGGAUCAGGUGACAUGACUUCAUUUCUGAUGACUGAAGCCCGGCAGUCUAACACUGAAAUUCGAAUGGCAGUCAGUAAAGUGGCUGAUAAAAUGGAUCAUCUUAUGGCUAAGGUUGAAGAGUUACAGAAGCAGAGUGCUGGCAGCUCCAUGCUUAUUCCUGGCAUGUCUGUCACAUUGGAAACAAGCAUGAUUAUGAGCAACAUCCAGCGGAUCAUCCAGGAAAAUGAAAGAUUGAAGCAAGAGAUCCUUGAGAAGAGCAGUCGGAUAGAAGAACAGAAUGACAAGAUUAGUGAAUUAAUUGAACGAAAUCAGAGGUAUGUUGAGCAGAGUAACCUGAUGAUGGAGAAGAGGAACAACUCACUUCUAACAGCCACAGAAAACACACAGGCAAGAGUAUUGCAUGCUGAACAAGAGAAGGCCAAGGUGACAGAAGAACUAGCAGCAGCCACCGCACAGGUCUCUCACUUACAGCUGAAAAUGACUGCUCAUCAGAAGAAGGAAACAGAGCUACAGAUGCAACUGACAGAAAGCUUAAAGGAGACAGAUGUGCUCAGGGGCCAGCUCACCAAACUGCAGGCAGAGCUCUCAGAGUUUCAAAAAACCUUCGAGCAGUCACAGUCCAAAUUCAAAAGUGAAAAGCAGAGCCGGAAACAGCUGGAACUUAAGGUGACGUCCCUGGAGGAGGAGCUGACAGACCUUCGAACUGAGAAGGAAUCCCUGGAAAAGAACCUCUCAGAAAGGAAGAAGAAAUCCGCUCAAGAGCGCUGCCAGGCCGAGGAGGAAAUGGAGGAAAUUCGUAAGUCACACCAGGAGGAAUUGAACAAACUCCAUCAGCUCUUGAAAAAAGCUCGCGUAUCUACAGACCAGGCAGCUGCCGUGCAGUUGUCUGUGGCCCAGGCUGAACUACAAAACCAUUGGGAAGCAAAAUGUGAGCAUCUGUUGGCCUCUGCCAAGGAUGAGCAUCUGCAGCAAUACCAGGAGGCGUGCACACAAAGGGAUGCAUACCUGCAGGAGCUCACCCGGCUUCAGGAAAAGUGCUCAGCUCUCCAGACCCAAGUCACAACCCUCACAGAGCAAAAUGACCGACAUAUCAAGGAACUGGAGAAGACCAAAUCCCAGGUGUCUGGCGUCAAAACUGCUGCUGACCCCUCAGAGAAGGUCAAGAAGAUCAUGAACCAGGUGUUCCAUUCAUUGCGGGGAGAAUUUGAGCUGGAGGAAUCUUAUGAUGGCAGGACCAUUCUCGGGACGAUCAUGAGUACCAUCAAGAUGGUGACUCUGCAGCUACUGAACCAGCAGGAGCGAGAGCAGGGAGUGAGCAGCAGUGAGGAAGAAGAAGAGCGGCUCCACCCCCCUAUCCAGGAGCAAGAACAGGAGCAGACAGGCCCAGCCACUGCCGAGCCGUGUCCAGUGCCCACAGGCGGGGAGAGAGAGGAGGCCCCUGAGGUGCCACUGGAGCAGGUAGCAGAGGAGGCUGACCUGCUCCCUGCUCCACGGGGUAGCACACAGACAAGGGAAGGGGAGCCCUCAGAGGCAGAGACACUCUCUGAGGUCCAAGAUGGCUCCCUCCCACCCCCCAGAGCUCUGGGGCCCCUGGCUUUGAUUCCCCCUGAGCCUUCCAGUCCUGCAGCUGUGGACUCUGAGUUCGAGGAGUCACCUGCUGCUGGCCUGGUGGCAGCAAGCCCUGAUAACCCACUGGACAAGGUGGACGUUGGGGAAGUAGCUCCAGACGGCCCGCCACGGGGAAGCUCCAGGAGACAGACACUGACUCCAGAUCCUGAGAAGGGGGAGCCACCGGCCUUGGGGCCUGAAAGCCCAGGAGGAGAGCCUGAGCCUCCAGAGCUCAGUGACGACGCCAGGGCCCCCCGCCCUGCUGCUCCCCACAAGGCACCAUCAGGCACAGAAGCCAGUCCUGCAGGAGCUGCCCUCAGACCCAGUCAUGGCUCUCCGCACUCCAGUCUCUCUGGGGACAAAGAGGACGAACUGUUUCCAGGGGCAACUCUGAAAGUUCCAAGGCCCAAAGCUCAGCCGGAGGAUGAGGAUGAAGAUGAGGUGAGCAUGAAGGGACGCCCGCCCCCAACACCCCUUUUUGGAGAUGAUGAUGAUGACGAUGACAUUGACUGGCUGGGAUGAAGACAGGAAACUGGUGCACAGGUUUCUCUACCAACCCUCCUCUAAGCAUGAUUUUGCACAGCCAGCCCUGGGUCUAGGCAAGCCACGGGGUGAGGGCCAGAUGAGCGCUCUAAGGACAGAUAUCUAAGACCCCGUGACCUGGAAGAGGACCCUGCCUUUUGGACUGGUGUUGUCAGAAGCCCAUGUGGUCCUGCCUGAGUCCCAGUUGGAGAAAGGGCUGGUAGAUUCCCUCUAUCCGGUCACCUAUAAGAAUCCUUCCCUUUCUUCCAAGCUUUUCCUUCUUUCCCUUCACUCUUAGAUGGACCUGUGAGCCUCCCCUCCAUCUGUCUCCCAGGCCUCAGCUGUAGCCUAGCACACAAGACCUGUCCCCUGGAGGAAGGGCUCCCUGGAGAACAGCAACUACACCAUCUCAGUCCGGUUCAAUUAGUAGUCUGGCCUGUGGUCCUAGAACAUGUGUCUUUUUUUCUCUGCCUUAAAUCUUAUCCAAGAGGUCAACAGGUAUAAGAAUUAACAAAGCUAAAAUAAACAUCUGUAGUGAAACUGGA
Molecule: messenger RNA, 4253 nt
Organism: Dipodomys ordii (Ord's kangaroo rat)
Lineage: Eukaryota; Metazoa; Chordata; Mammalia; Rodentia; Heteromyidae
Gene: Fkbp15
Product: FK506 binding protein 15, 133kDa
Exons: 28
Coding region: 82-3708 (1208 amino acids)
Cellular component (GO): growth cone
Molecular function (GO): peptidyl-prolyl cis-trans isomerase activity
Source: RefSeq, a predicted model, not a curated record